AUGAUCGCCGUCUUCAGAUUCUUUGUGGCGCUCGCCAUAUGGGCGCCGACCCUGGUAACGGCUCGCGUAUGCACAUCAGACGGAGCAAACGGCUCCUACAACAUCAGCAGCCCAGAACAAGCAGCCGACCUGUUUGCCGGCUGCACGACAAUCAUCACAAGCCAACUCCGCAUCAACAACUGGUUCAACGGGACAUUCUCGCUCCCCGGCGUAACAAACAUCACUGGCAGCAUCGUCUGCUCGCUUGAUGGGAGUUACUUCUUCCGCCAGGGUGUGGAGGCCAUCGAGGCGCCGGACCUGGUGCACCUGGGCGGGAUGCAGCUUUCGAAAACGGCCAUUCAGCGCAUGGAGUUUCCGUCGCUGCGCACUAUCGCCCGGGGUCUUGAGCUUGGGUGGUUUAGUGAUGGUGAGGCUGUGGAGUUUCCGGCAUUAAUAGAGGCCGGGGCUGUGGUUCUUAAGAGGAGGUUUUCUAGAUUCAACUUCGACUCCCUCAAAACCGUCCACGGCGACCUGAUCAUCGAGCAAUGCACGUUCUGCGAUCCGGGCCAGGACUACGCGACCGAGUUCACGCCCAAUGCGUCCUUCCCAGCGCUUCAAUCGGCUGGUUUCGUCCGUAUAGCCGGGAUCUUUUCAGAUAUCAACCUACCCGCCCUCGUCUCUGCCGGGCCCCCAACCAUUACGGGCAAGGCCACCACGGACUCGGGGAUCUCCAUCCACGUCAAGGCGCUGGGGAUCGAGCUAGACUUUCCCGCGUUGACGUCGGUUGAUAAGCAGCUUUAUGUUCAUGAUGCAGUUCUUGGCCUCGAUAUGCACGAGCUCGAGCACAUAAAUGGCUCCCUCCGAAUCGACCCCUCAACCCCGCUAACCCUGGAUCUCCCACUGAUCAGCGCAGAGUGGAUCCAGCUUGAUGGGCAUAUCAAACAAGCCUCCUUCCCGGAUAUAAACACAACAACCACACCCCUCCGCCUAGACGGUAUUCCCUGCGCCGCGAUCGGGCCGGGUCUGCGGGACUCGGGGUACUACAUAGAGCGCUGCGGCGAAUACAAGGCGCCGCUAAGUAAAGGGGCGAAAAUUGCCGCGGGGGUGGUUGUCCCGCUUGGCGUGCUGGGGACUAUUGUUGCGCUUGUCGUUUGGCAUAAGAGGAGGGCGAGGAGGAGGGGGGCGAAGACUGUCGGGGAGGUUGGGGAUGUUGGAGAUGUGGUCGAUUUGCCGCCGAGGGGGGCUGAGGCGCAUAGGGAGCAGAGUCGAAGUCAGACGCCGCCGCCGCCGUAUGAGGCGAGGGAGUCGUGA
Messenger RNA from Aspergillus puulaauensis, 1290 nucleotides. RefSeq lists its product as uncharacterized. Lineage: Eukaryota; Fungi; Ascomycota; Eurotiomycetes; Eurotiales; Aspergillaceae. Bases 1 to 1290 code for a protein of 429 amino acids. The transcript is spliced from 6 exons. The record is from RefSeq and is a predicted model, not a curated record.